Molecule: messenger RNA, 1248 nt
Organism: Spodoptera littoralis (African cotton leafworm)
Lineage: Eukaryota; Metazoa; Arthropoda; Insecta; Lepidoptera; Noctuidae
Source: the annotation of a GenBank genome assembly
AUGGCUCUAAAUAAACUCAGUAUUGAUGCCCUGAACUUGGCUGGCAAGCGCGUGUUGAUGCGAGUGGAUUUCAACGUCCCCUUGAAGGAUGGAGUCAUUACCAAUAAUCAGCGCAUCGUCGCAGCAUUGGAUUCUGUUAAAUAUGCGUUGGACAAGGGUGCAAAAUCGGUUGUCCUUAUGUCACAUCUGGGCAGGCCCGAUGGUCAGGCAAACCUUAAGUACACCCUAAAGCCGGUCGCUGAGGAGCUCAAGAAACUGUUGAACAAAGAUGUGACGUUCCUUCCCGACUGUGUGGGUGCUGAAGUAGAAGCCGCCUGUGCUGACCCAACUCCUGGAUCUGUUAUCUUGCUGGAGAACCUCCGUUUCCACAUCGAAGAGGAGGGCAAGGGUAUUGACGCGUCUGGUGCGAAGGCUAAAGCUGACCCCGAGAAGGUCAAGGCGUUCAGAGCAAGCCUGAGGAAGCUGGGUGAUGUUUACAUCAAUGAUGCCUUUGGUACCGCUCACAGGGCCCACAGCUCUAUGAUGGGAGAAGGUUUUGAACAAAGAGCCAGUGGCUUCUUACUAAAGAAAGAACUGCAAUACUUUGCUAAAGCUCUGCACGAACCAGAAAGGCCAUUCCUUGCUAUUCUGGGAGGUGCUAAAGUAGCUGACAAGAUUCAGUUGAUUGAGAAUUUGUUAGACAAAGUCAAUGAGAUGAUCAUUGGUGGUGGCAUGGCUUACACCUUCCUGAAGGAAACUCAGGGUAUGGCCAUUGGCAACUCCUUGUAUGAUGCGGAGGGUGCUAAAAUUGUCGGAAAGUUAUUGGAAAAGGCUGCCAAGAACAAUGUGAAAGUUCACUUACCUGUUGACUUUGUCACUGGUGACAAGUUCGAUGAGAAUGCACAGGUUGGUGCUGCCGAUAUUGCAAGUGGUAUCCCCGACGGUUGGCUCGGUCUCGACGUUGGUCCCAAAUCUCAAGCACUUUUCGCUGAACCCAUUGCGAGAGCGAAAGUUAUCGUAUGGAACGGACCUGCUGGAGUGUUCGAAUUUGAGAAGUUCGCUGGAGGCACCAGGGCUCUUAUGGAUGGUGUUGUGAAAGCGACUGCAAAUGGAACCAUCACCAUUAUUGGUGGAGGUGACACAGCGACGUGUUGCGCCAAGUGGGGAACUGAAGACAAAGUCUCUCAUGUCUCCACCGGUGGUGGCGCAUCCCUUGAACUGCUUGAGGGUAAAGUGUUGCCAGGAGUAGCAGCGCUGUCUGACGCAUAG